Molecule: messenger RNA, 4099 nt
Organism: Xiphias gladius (swordfish)
Lineage: Eukaryota; Metazoa; Chordata; Actinopteri; Istiophoriformes; Xiphiidae
Product: monoacylglycerol lipase ABHD2-like
Exons: 11
Coding region: 209-1525 (438 amino acids)
Biological process (GO): sperm capacitation; medium-chain fatty acid catabolic process; steroid hormone receptor signaling pathway
Cellular component (GO): sperm flagellum; sperm plasma membrane
Molecular function (GO): monoacylglycerol lipase activity; acetylesterase activity
Source: RefSeq, a predicted model, not a curated record
CACUGGUCAGUCAGUUCCUCUGUUGUAAACAGACUGUGUCGGAGACGGAGCUCAGUCGUGGGUGGAUCCGAGCAGAACCCGGACUGACACCGAAAAACACCAUGCACUGAGUGAGCAUCAUUAGACCUCGGGUUCAAGAAGGAAACCACCGAAACCACUUCAUUUUCUUCAACGUCAUACGGCAAGCAGGUCCUCUCGCGUAUCUGCAAUGACCACCCUCGAGGAGGCCGACAUGCGCACCUUCUGCUCGGAGCUGCCUGCCAUGUUUGAUGGCGUGAAGCUGGCGGCAGUGGCAACGGUCCUGUACAUCAUCGUCCGCUGUCUGAACCUGAAGAGUUCCACAGCUCCGCCGGAGAUCACCUACCAGGACACACUUCUCGGCCGCUACCUGCUCAAAUCCUGCCCGAUGCUGACCAAAGAAUACAUUCCUCCCUUGCUGUGGGGGAAGAGUGGCCAUCUCCAGACGGCCCUGUAUGGCAAGAUGGGACGUGUCAACACUCCAACGCCCUGCGGCGUCCGCAAGUUCCUCCCUAUGCAGGACGGAGCCACAGCGACCUUUGACCUCUUCGAAGCACUUGGGGACCACAGCACAGGAGAUGACAUUACCAUGGUAAUCUGCCCGGGGAUCGGUAACCAUAGCGAGAAGAACUACAUUCGGACCUUUGUGGAUCACUCCCAGCGGCAGGGUUACCGCUGUGCCGUCCUCAACCACCUGGGAGCCCUGCCCAACAUGGAGCUCACCUCGCCGCGCAUGUUCACCUACGGUUGUACCUGGGAGUUUGCGGCCAUGGUGGGCUACAUCAAACGGGCCCUCCCCGAGACGCUGCUGGUGGUCGUGGGCUUCAGCCUUGGGGGAAACAUCGUCUGUAAGUUCCUGGGUGAGAACCGAUCGAACCAGGACCGAGUGCUGUGCUGCGUCAGCGUCUGUCAGGGGUACAGCGCCCUCAGGGCUCAGGAAACAUUCCUUCAGUGGGACCAGUGCCGGAGGCUCUACAACUUUGUGUUGGCGGACAACAUGAAGAAGCUCAUCCUGUCACACAGGAGCAGUUUGCUGGGCAUGAGCUCCAGCAACAUCGGGGACGCCGACCUGAGCAGACUGUACGCAGCCACGUCCUUGACGCAGAUCGACGACAGCAUUAUGAGAAAAUUCCACGGCUACAGCUCUUUGAAGGAGUACUACGAGACGGAGAGCUGCGCGCACUACAUCCACAAAGUCACUGUGCCUCUCCUCCUGGUUAACUCCUCAGACGACCCACUAGUUCAUCAGUCACUACUGGCUAUUCCACGCACACUCGCAGAGAAGAUGCCCAAUGUGAUAUUUGCCCUGACCCAACACGGAGGCCACCUGGGAUUCUUCGAGGGGGCCGUGCUGUUCCCUCAACCCCUCACCUGGAUGGACAAGGUCAUAGUCGAGUACACCGACGCCAUCUGCCACUGGGAGAAGAACAGGCCAGCCUGUCAGAGGAGCAGCCACCAGGACGUGAACUCCCGCCUGAAGAGCACAAGGGUAACGCUCAACGGGUAACACAUACUGUACAUACAGUCUCUUGAUUCUGGACGGCAGGGUGACGUCAUGGGCAGGGAGGUGUGCUUCAACCAGAGUAUGAAUGUGAUCUUUAACCUCACUGUGGAAAAUUGGGAUUUCUCUGCAUUUAUUAUUAUUGAAAACAUUCCCGGAUACUCAUACUAAUACUUUCAGUAGAGAGUAUUCAGUUUACACACAAAUUAGACUUCUAGUCUAACUCCAAUCACUGAGAAAACUGGGACAUUGAGUGUGAAGGUCCCAUUUUUUUUGGCGAUCACUCUGAAGCCUUAAAAUCUUACCAACAAUAAUAUACUUGAUGCCCCACAUCAGUCAUAUUUUUAUUCUGGCAACAGCCGUGGCCACAUGCAUUAUGUUUUCAGGGUUGUCCGUAUAUACAUUACGUCCGUCCGUCCCGUUCUCGUGAACGCAAUAUCUCAGGAAUGCCUUGAGGGAAUUUCUUCAAAUUUGCCACAAACUUUUCCCUGGACUCAAGGAUGAACUGAUUAUAUUUUGGAGGUCAAAGGUCAAGGUCACUGUGCCCUCAUGUCCGUCCCGUUCGCGUGAGGGCAAUAUCUCAGGAACACCUUGACAUUUCUUCAAAUUUGGCACAAACGUUCACUUGGACUCAAGGAUGAACUGAUUAGACUGUGGUCAAAGGUCAAGGACGAGAUCACUGUGAUCUCUCAAAACAUGUUUUUUGCCAUAACUCAAAAAUUCAUACGCUAAUUAUGAUAGAACGCACUUAAUACCUUUUAUGAAAUCCCUUCAAAGUCUUCAUUACAUACAUUAUAUUAUAUGAUUCUGAACAGACAGAGAUGUAAACUGCAACUUGACUAGUUGGUACUUUGAGUUUCGGCUUCUCAUGAAUCAUUCAGCUGCCUCUGCUGAGCAGCAGAAUGACACGAAUUAUGGUGUACAGUGGUGAUUUCCAGCUGUUGUUAAGGUUCAACAUAACAGCCGUUCUGUUCAAAUUGUGAUUUUGAUUUCCUCAAAUUGUAUUUUAAAUGCUCUUUGGUAUGAUCUUGUUUGUUUCCACCGAGAGAAAUCUGCUGUUUUAUUGCAGGAAAUCUGUUAAAUAACAUCCGGGUUGGUUUAUUUAUAUAUUUUGAGUGAUCAUUUUGUUCAUUUGGACAUCACUCGCCAGUUCUUCACUUUGCAUUUCCAUUGUGUGUGGUCGACCAUCGACCUGCAUUCUUGCUGCUGACCUCCCAUCAAUUCAGGUUUUUAAACAGGUUUAGGGGUUGGAAAUGGAAAUAUGGGCUCUUCAUACAAAUUACCUUUAACAUUGUACUCCAAACAUUGUACUUCUCUAGGUCAGCGUGUCCCAUUCCAUGAAUCGCCCCACAAAACCCAAAAACGAUUAGAAAACAGAGGCUAUUAUUACGAUGCCCUCUGCCAUAGGAAAAUUGAAAGAAAUUUCCUAAAUGCUGCUGUUUACGUGGAUGAUUACCACAGAAACAAGUCCUUUGACCUGUCUAAAAACCAGGGCAGGAGAUUCUCGGAAAAUAUACUGGACUGAAGGGCUCUUCAGGAAAGAGCUGCGUCGAACAAAUUUUUUUUUUUUUAUUAUUUACAAAUAUUACAACAGAGCGGAGAGAAGAGAGUGCAACUGGGACAUAAAUAGUAAGUGUAUAAAAUGAGAAAUCCAGUGUUGGACUCUCAUUUUACACACUUAACCAAAAAAAUUACCAAAGCACUUUUUGCUUUUCCAUAACAAUGAUCUUAACUUUGUAAUUUUGCAGCUUAACUUUGUAAUUUUGCAGCUUAACCUGAUCAAUGUUAGUGAUUCUGCUGCAUUUUUGCCACAUACCUAUUGAAGGCACAUGGCUUUGGCUCCAAUCCAGCGAAGGUCUUAUAUGAGACAAUACUUCACACAAAGGCUAAUUGCUAAGUUUCAUAAGUGACCACAGUUUUGUGGGGUUGGUUUUUAGCUUAUUGCUACAUGCCAGUUGGGUGGACUGUGCCACUUAAAACAAAUAUAAAUGCAUAAUAAAUACAGUGAACGGAGGAGUAAAGACGAUGCAAAUGUUUCUUAAUGAAAACACAAAAAACUACAACACAAAAUGUACCUCUGUGUCUCAGGAUACAGUAUAUUUCCUUGAGAAAUGUACUGAUAAAGGAUCUCAAACACUGACACAAUAAGAGGUGCAUUUUUAAGUGCAAGAAUUCUUUUUGUUUUUUUGUGGUUUAAUUGUGGCCUUUUUUCAUUACCAUUUUUAAGAAGUGCCUAUGAUGUUCCUGUUUGGUAUUAAUCACUUUCCUGCGAGUUAAAUCCUGUCAGAUACUGUGUAAAUGUGUAAAUGCAGUGGUAAAUGCAAGUUCAUGCACGUCUUAUCAAUCAACGUUUCAGCCAUCAGAUUCAAUACAAUGCUCAAUCUGCCCUCUGAGGCUGAAGUCAAGCUGCAACGGCACUGCGACUCCGUCUGUAUGUGCAGUAUGUCCUAUGGACUCCUUUGCCUGCACUUUACUGUCUUUACAGUUCCUAUGGUACUGUAUGACAAUAGAGAUUGUAUCAGCAUAAUGUUUUUUGUUCUGACGCGGUACGCAGCAUUGACUGACUAGUCACAUUUGAAC